Messenger RNA from Aspergillus nidulans FGSC A4, 963 nucleotides. RefSeq names its product protein aglA. The coding region runs from base 1 to 963 and encodes 320 amino acids. NCBI's taxonomy places the organism in Eukaryota, Fungi, Ascomycota, Eurotiomycetes, Eurotiales, Aspergillaceae. The record is from RefSeq and is a predicted model, not a curated record. Gene Ontology annotation, molecular function: alpha-galactosidase activity; hydrolase activity, hydrolyzing O-glycosyl compounds; catalytic activity. The transcript has 3 exons. Gene Ontology annotation, biological process: carbohydrate metabolic process.
AUGAAACUCACUGCGGCGGCCCUAGCCUCAAUUGCUGGCACCACCGCGGCCACCUCUCUUGCACAAACCCCGCAGAUGGGAUGGAAUUCUUGGAACUCUUUUAAAUUAAAUAUCAAUGCCUCAAUUCUCAGCGAGAUUGCAGAUCUGCUCGUUUCCCUCGGGCUAAAAGACACGGGCUACAACUACCUCUUGCUGAACGAAGGGUGGUCUAGCUAUGAGCGAACGGCCGAUGGCUAUCUCCAGGCGAAUACGACCGGGUUCCCCGAUGGUAUAAAAGCUCUUGCUGAUGAAGUGCACGACAAAGGCCUCAAACUAGGUCUCUAUGGUGAUAGUGGAAUCCUUACCUGUGCCUUUCGCACAGGGAGCUGGGGCUACGAAGAACGGGACGCGUUGACCAUCGCUGGCUGGGGGAUCGACUACCUGAAAUAUGACAACUGCGGGGGGUUCCGGGCCAUGACAAAUGCACCUCAAGAGCGGUUCCUGGCUAUGCAGAACGCGCUUCUGCGGACCGGCCGCGAUAUCUUCUACUCUGUCUGUGAAUGGGGAUAUCAGUUUCCUUGGCAUUGGGGGGCUAACAUAGGACAUUCCUACCGCAUGUCGGAAGAUAUCACGAACUGCAUACUGUCUGAACACAGGAUAUGCUGGCUGCUCGAUUACGACCAUUGUGCGGAAAAUGAGAGAGAUGAGCGCCUAUCAAUCGCCCUGCCAUUGGCUCGACAUGGACCUGCUAGAGUUGGGAAUUUUAAUAUGACAAUGUAUAUGCAACAGACACACUUUGCAUUCUGGGCUGCGCUAGAGUCACCCUUGAUCAUCAGUGCCGACCUGCGGAAGAUGACCAAUGAAAGCCUGGCAGUGUUGACCAACAAAGAUAUCGGUUGUCAUUCUCCACCACUCCAGUUAGUGUACCAGACCAAGCUUCGACAAUGUUGGCUACAGUGGUCGCAUGACUGUCGUCCGGAGUAA